This is a messenger RNA of Lacerta agilis (Sand lizard), 3317 nucleotides long. It is a transcript of the gene NLRX1, whose product is annotated as NLR family member X1. The record is from RefSeq and is a predicted model, not a curated record. Gene Ontology annotation, biological process: negative regulation of canonical NF-kappaB signal transduction. Gene Ontology annotation, cellular component: mitochondrion. Lineage: Eukaryota; Metazoa; Chordata; Lepidosauria; Squamata; Lacertidae. The transcript has 9 exons. Gene Ontology annotation, molecular function: protein binding. Bases 228 to 3290 code for a protein of 1020 amino acids.
UUGUAAGGCCAAGUGGGAAGGGCUUUCGUUGCAGGAAGUUACGGCUGCAAACAAACUGACAGAGAGGGCAGGAGCCUUCACAGAGACAAAAAUAAACCGCCGGAGAGGCGAAGAGAAGCUUGUUCUGAAUGCAACGCGAACCUCCCAGAGGCCUAUUGAAGAAGCAGACAAACACAGACACACGGCAGACGACAGAAAGACCCUAAUGGAACAAAGGGCACGGGCGCAUGAUCGGCCAUCCGCUUGGAAGAUCCUUCGCCAGAGUUGAAAGGCAGGUUCCUGCCGCCACCAUGCCGUUCAGGAGAUGGCCGUGCCAGGCGGGGAGCAGCUGGAGCAGGCUGAAGCAAAUAGAGCCCAAGCAGAAGGCCGGCAGAGGCGUUGUAGCUUCCGCGAUGCACCUGCACUCGGCGCUAGGCGCUGGGAACCGCCUGGUCCUCAAGAGGAUCCUGCGUGUGGACCGGACCUUGUUCUUCUUAAGAUCAGCAUCUCCUGUCAGGGACUUUGUCUGUCAUCUGGGAGGACCCCAGGGGUUCCCAUCUCAGCCAACCUCCCCCAGACCAAGCCAGCCAGCCCUGAAGAAUGUGCCAACCUCUGAAGCCAUCCAGAAACACCGCAAAAACCUCUCUGACUGGUUCCGCCAACAGCCAAACGAGGAGCGUCAGUUUGGCCCGUCGUUCUCACUAGACACAACCCACGUGGACCCUGUGAUCCGGGAGAGCUCCCUGGAGGAGAUCCUGAAGCCUUCUCCUGAGAUGACCAUCCAGAACCAGCUGCAGGCCUCCCGUAGCCACACCAUUGGCCUCCAGAACCUCUUUGACGUGGACGCCUGCGGGAAUCAGGUGAAGAAUGUGGUCCUCUAUGGCACAGUGGGCACCGGGAAGAGCACCCUUAUCAAGAAGAUGGUGAUGGACUGGUGUCACGGCCGCCUCCCACGCUUCGAGCUGCUCAUCCCAUUCUCCUGUGAGGACCUCUCCCAGAGCAGCGCACCCAUCUCCUUGCGGCGCAUGAUCACCAAGAAAUACCUUCACCUCCGGGAGCUGGUGCCCGCCUUGGGCUCCACCCACCUCAAGGUGCUCUUCAUCCUCAAUGGCCUGGACCGCCUCAAUCUAGACUUCCACCUGGCACACACAGAACUCUGCUGCGACCCCAACGAGCCGAUUCCUCCGUCCGCCAUUGUGGUCAACCUGCUGAGGAAAUACAUGAUGCCAGAGGCGAGCAUCAUCGUCACCACACGGCCCUCGGCGGUGCGCCGCAUCCCCAGCAAGUUCGUGGGCCGCUACGUCGAGGUCUGUGGCUUCUCCGACAUCAACCUCCAGAAGCUCUAUUUCCAUUUGCGCCUGCGUAGGCCUGAGUGCCUCGGGGCCUCUGGCCCUCCAACGGCGGAGGAAGCAAACGAGCAGGACAACUUGGUGGAGAUGCUUUCCAGGAACUUGGAGCGGCACAACCAGAUUGCGGCCGCCUGCUUCCUGCCAUCCUACUGCUGGCUAGUGUGCACCACGUUGCACUUCCUUUACUUCACCAAGUCGGUGCCCCCCACUCAAACCCUCACCGGGAUCUACACCAGCUUCCUGCGGCUCAACUUCAGUGGGGAGGUGCUGGACAGCACGGACCCCUCUGACAUCUCCAUGAUGAAAUACGUGUCCAAAACAGUGGGCAAGCUGGCCUACAAGGGGGUGAUGUCCCGGCAGACCUCCUUCUCGGAAGAGGACCUGCACCGCUGCUUUGAGCUGGAGAUGAAGACGGAGAGUGAGCUCAACCUCCUGAAUGUUUUCCGCAGAGACGUCUUCAGCUUCUUCCUGACGCCCAGCGUGCAGUCGGGCAAGGAGCACACCUUUGUCUUCACCAUCCCUGCCAUGCAGGAGUACCUGGCGGCCCUCUACGUGGUCCUGGGCGAGAAGAAGACCCUGGGGCAACGGGUGGGCAAGGAGGUCUCCGAGAUCAUUGGCAAGGUGAGUGAAGAUGUGACUGUGGUCCUCAGCAUUGUCUCCAAAGUCUUGCCUCUGCGCGUCCUGCCGGUGCUCUUCAGCCUCAUCAAGGUCUUCCCCCGCUACUUCGGCCGGUUCACCAGCAAGGACCGCGACACCAUCGCCCGCACCAUGGCAGUGGAGAUGUUCAAGGAGGAGGACUACUUCAACGACGACGUAUUGGACCAGAUCAACUUCAGCAUCCUCGGAGUGGAAGGUCCCAUGCGCCACCCAGACGAGGCUUCGGACGACGAGGUCUUCGAGCUCUUCCCCAUCUUCAUGGGAGGGCUGCUGUCACGGCGCAACCGGGCCAUCCUGGACCAGCUCGGCUGCUCCAUCAAGAACCUGGCAGCCUUUGAGAUUGCCAAGGCCAUGAAGAAGACGGUCAUCCGCAACAGCCGCAAGGGCUUGCCACCGUCCGAGCUCAUGGACUACCUCUUCUUCCUGCACGAGUUCCAGAAUGAGCGCUUCACGGCCGAGGCUGUCCAGUCCUUGAGGACCAUCAACCUCUCCUCUGUCAAGAUGACCCCUCUCAAGUGCUCCGUCGUGGCAUCUGUCGUGGGCACCACCAGUCAUGAAGUAGAGGAGCUGAACUUGGCUUCUUGCCACCUCGACAUCAACAGCCUGAAGAUUCUCUUCCCCGUCUUGCUGCGGUGCAAAAAACUCCACUUGCAGCUUAACAGCCUGGGGCCAGAAGCAUGCAAGGAGAUCAGGGACCUGCUGUUGCACGAGAAAUGCGGGGUGAGCACCCUAAGGCUGGCGGACAACCCCCUGACAGAGCAGGGUGCCCAAUACCUCGCUGAAGGCCUUGCUGGCAACACUUCUUUGACCCACCUGUCGCUGCUGCACACCUCGCUGGGGAACCGGGGCGUGGAGGUGAUCACCCAGCACUUGGCGCAAAACCAGCACCUGCAGGAACUCGACGUGGCCUACAAUUCGGUCUCCGACGCAACUGCCCUCGCCUUGGUGGAGGAGGCCAAGAGGCACGCCACGCUGGAAACGGUCCACUUGUACUUCAACGAGAUCAGCGAGGAAGGCAAGCGAGCCCUCCAUGCGCUGCGCAAGGAACGCGACGGCAUCAAGGUGCUCAUCUUCCUGACGAUGGGGGCCGACGUCUCCGACUACUGGGCCGUCAUCCUGAACGUAGUACAGAAGAACUUGCCCGUCUGGGACCGCGACCGGGUGCGGCAGCACCUCGGCCUGCUCCUGGAGGACUUGCGGUGCAGCCGCCGGGAAACGGCCAAUCCUUGGAAGAAGGCCAAGUUCAUCCGCGUGGAGAACGAAGUCAAGCGGAUGCUGGGAGACCUUCAGCAGGGCACUUCCUAGUGCUCCGUUCCUGCUGGAGACUCCUGG